AAAAAAAAAAAAAAAAAAAAAAAAAAAAAAAGAUGAUGUGAUUUGUUGCUGGGGUCUGUGACAAAUAAGCAUGUCCCUUUUACAUCGGUAGAAUAUGAUUUGUAGUUCAGGGCAUCUCUACCAUGAUGGUUCAAUUAUAAUGGAAUGUUGUGACAUGUUUUACCUUUAUCAAAAAAAAAAAAAAAUGCAGUUCCUGCGAUUUUGACAUUGUACUUGAUCAUAUUGUGAUUUCAAUAAUAUUCCAAUUAAUUGUUCAGCCAUAUUUAGCGACAGCAUAAUAAUCAGUGAUUAGUUUUAAUGUUGUGGCUGAUCAGUGUAUGUGAAGAUGAAUGUCCUAUAACUUACUGUUAAGUGAUUCUUCUCCAAUCAUCUUUCCCCUGGCAUUCUAUUUUUUUCUUUAAAUGUAGAGCUGGGUAAUACAGUCACAAUGAGUUUACACUGAACACCUUCAUGUUGAUGAUCUGAUAUUAUUUGAGGAUACCGGCUGAAGAUUUCGUAGGUUAUUAUUGAUAAAUGUGUUGAAAGUACAGAGGGAGAGGCUAAUGAUCAGGUGUUUCAGCAUCCCCCCGCCCCCCACCACCGCUCUGACGUCACUGCCAGGAGCUGUCCACACAGCGGUGGUGCUGAAGCUGAACAAGAUGGCUGUGUGUUGGGGAGCGGAGAGCUGAGCGUGAAGGGGGUUGGGGGAAAUAGUAUCGAAUUUAGACGGACACGCCGUUUAACAAAAUAAAGGCGGAGAGGUUCUGCGGCUCUGGCGUCCACCCUCAAAGUGUGAAGACUUAUUUUUGACCAACGUAACGAGCCCUGCCAGGCCCAGUCUCUGCAAGCGACUGCAGGCUUCUCUAUCUCCAGCCCAACGAGUCUUUCCCAAGGCUGUAUAUUGUACAGAUAAGCUCACUUAAGAAAGCUGGUGAAGAAACUGGACCCCGCACUAAAGGCGCCUAUAAGAAAUGUCAUUGCUGUGUGUUGGAGUGAAGAAAGCCAAGCUCGAUGGACCCCAAGAGAAAUUUAACACAUACGUGACCCUGAAGGUGCAGAAUGUUAAGAGCACAACCAUCGCUGUGCGCGGCAGUCAGCCGUGCUGGGAGCAGGAUUUCAUGUUUGAAAUAAACCGCCUGGAUCUGGGCCUGACAGUGGAGGUGUGGAAUAAAGGGCUGAUCUGGGACACCAUGGUGGGCACCUUAUGGAUCCCCCUGCGCAGCAUACGGCAGUCCAAUGAGGAGGGUCCGGGUCAGUGGCUGACCCUGGACUCUAACGUGAUCAUGGCUGAGAAUGAGAUCUGUGGAACCAAAGACCCGACCUUUCACAGGCUGCUGCUCGACACCCGCUUUGAACUGCCACUAGACAUUCCAGAGGAAGAGGCCAGAUACUGGGCCAAGAAACUUGAACAACUUAAUGCCAUGAGAGAUCAAGAUUAUGCCUAUCAAGAGGAACAGGAACGACCACUACAUGCACCAUCCACACAGUGCUGUAAUUGGAGUCUGUGGGGAGAUCAGCAAAACGAGGACCCGGACAGCGCUGUGGACGACAGGGACAGCGACUACCGCAGUGAGACCAGUAACAGCAUCCCGCCUCCCUACUACACCACCUCUCAGCCCAACGCCUCCAUGCACCAGUAUCCCAUGAGACACCAGCACUACAGACACUCCUACAACGACGACAUCCAUGAGCUGGACUAUGACCACAGAGCCAUGAGACGCUAUGAUAGUUUAGACUCGGCCACCAACGGGCGCAGCGAUAUCGACUCAGGCUCAGGGUCGAGCCGGCGCACCAGUCGUCAGUAUUCUCUAGACAGUAGGCAUUCACUGUCCGAUAGUCCCACAGACAGUCGUUACGCCUCAUCAGGCGAGUUGAGUCGGGGCAGCUCUCAGCUCAGUGAGGAGUUUGUACCAGAGGACGGCGAGAGCUUGCGAGGUUCAGAGUUCUACGAUGAAAAUGACUCCUACCACUCCUGCCACUCUUCAGUCAGCUACGGCAAAGAGGAUUCCCCAGGCUGGGAUGGCGAAGACCACCAAGGCGUCUACAGCGACGAGGGAGGCUACCUCAAAGACGGAGGGGAAGAGGGGGCGCUGUAUGACGAAGACGAGGGAGACAUGUAUGGGGAGGAAGGAGAGUACAACUAUGAGGACGAGGAGGAGAUGCCAUACGAAGAAGAUGAAGAUAUGUAUCCGCUUGACGGCACACUCAGUGAAGACCAGGAACCGCCCUACACCCCCACACCCACAAGCACUGCCCCGACCCUGAUGCCGCCCUCUGAUGGUCUGUCCUCCACCAGGCCACCACUGGAGAAGCAGGCAUCAUUGCAUCAGCAGCGGCCGGCCCACGAUCAGCUCCAGCCCCCAGGCACAGCUCCCGGUCUUCCUCCAGUGUCACAGGAAGACACGCUACCCCCUUCAGGUUCAGACUCCACCAAACCUCCCUUUGCACCCUCACAGCCAGACAUGUCUACCACUACGUCAUCCAUCCCUUCAACAACAUCACAAGUCCCAGCUGCAGACUCCAAGCCCCUGGAGCCUGAGCCCAAAUCUGAGACACCGUUUGUGGAGCGUCAACCCUCCGAGCAGCCUCCAGCAGCAGAGAGCAUCCCCCCAGCUCCUGUAGAGAAACCAGAGGAGCCUCCUGUUCCAAGCUUCCCAAAGAGAGAAAUCAUGGAGCCUGGUCCUGCCAGAGCCAAAGCCAACUGGCUUAGACUUUUCAGCAGAGUGCGACUACAGCUGCAAGAGGCCAGAGGAGAAAGUGUUGGCAUCGCCUCUCUGCUUUUAUCAGCAGGGAUGGGUGGCGCUCUGUAUAGCAUUGACAGUAUGCCAGACCUCAGGAAGAGGAAAGCUAUGCCUCUGGUCAGAGAUCUGUCUUUGGUUCAGAACUCCAGGAAAGCAGGCAUCACCUCAGCCCUGACGUCCAGCACCCUGCAUAAUGAAGAACUGAAGAGUCAUGUCUAUAAGAAGACCCUUCAGGCCCUCAUAUAUCCCAUCUCCUGCACCACCCCGCACAAUUUUGAGGUGUGGACAGCCACUACCCCCACUUACUGCUAUGAGUGUGAGGGACUGCUGUGGGGCAUUGCUCGCCAGGGCAUGCGCUGUACCGAGUGUGGAGUCAAAUGUCAUGAAAAGUGCCAAGAUCUACUCAAUGCUGACUGUCUGCAAAGGGCGGCAGAGAAGAGCUCCAAACAUGGUGCAGAGGACCGAACCCAAAACAUCAUCAUGGUUCUCAAGGACCGCAUGAAGAUCCGCGAGAGGAACAAACCAGAGAUCUUUGAGCUCAUUCAGGAAGUGUUCACCGUCCCCAAGUCCACCCACGUCACCCACAUGAAGCAGAUCAAACAGAGUGUGCUCGAUGGCACCUCUAAAUGGUCGGCCAAGAUCAGCAUCACAGUGUUGUGUGCCCAGGGUCUACAAGCCAAGGAUAAAACUGGUUCCAGUGACCCUUAUGUCACCGUCCAGGUGGGAAAGACCAAAAAAAGGACCAAGACCAUUUAUGGCAACCUCAACCCUGUCUGGGAGGAGACAUUUAAUUUUGAGUGUCACAACUCCUCAGAUCGUAUCAAGGUGCGAGUGUGGGAUGAGGACGAUGACAUUAAGUCUCGAGUGAAGCAGAAGUUCAAGCGGGAGUCAGAUGACUUCCUCGGUCAGACUAUCAUCGAGGUCCGCACUCUGAGCGGAGAGAUGGACGUCUGGUACAAUCUCGACAAGCGUACAGACAAAUCAGCUGUGUCUGGAGCUAUCCGCAUGCACAUUAAUGUAGAAAUCAAAGGAGAGGAGACAGUCGCCCCGUAUCACGUUCAGUACACCUGUUUGCAUGAAAACCUCUUCCAUUAUGUGACGGACAUCCAGAACAAUGGUGUGGUAAAGAUCCCUGAUGCUAAAGGGGAUGAUGCAUGGAAGGUUUACUUUGAGGAGACGCCCCAGGAGAUUGUAGAUGAGUUUGCCAUGCGUUACGGAGUGGAGUCCAUCUACCAGGCGAUGACCCACUUCGCCUGCCUGUCAUCUAAGUACAUGUGCCCAGGUGUGCCUGCAGUGAUGAGUACCCUGCUGGCUAACAUCAAUGCCUACUACGCCCACACCACCCAGGCAACCAACAAUGUCUCUGCCUCCGACCGCUUUGCCGCUUCUAACUUUGGGAAAGAGCGAUUUGUCAAGCUUCUAGAUCAGCUGCACAACUCUCUGAGGAUCGACCUGUCCAUGUACCGAAACAACUUCCCAGCCAGCAGUCCUGAAAGGCUGCAGGACCUCAAGUCCACAGUGGACCUCCUCACCAGUAUCACUUUCUUCAGAAUGAAGGUCCAGGAACUUCAGUCUCCACCCAGAGCCAGUCAGGUAGUGAAGGACUGUGUCAAAGCCUGUCUCAACUCCACCUACGAGUACAUCUUUAAUAACUGUCAUGAGCUCUACAGCCGCGAGUAUCAGACAGACCCGGCCAAACAGGGUGCUGUGCCUCCAGAGGAGCAAGGACCAAGCAUCAAGAAUCUGGACUUCUGGUCCAAACUCAUCACCCUUAUUGUCUCCAUUAUCGAGGAGGACAAGAACUCCUACACUCCCUGCCUAAACCAGUUUCCCCAGGAGCUCAACGUGGGUAAAAUCAGUGCUGAAGUGAUGUGGAACCUGUUUGCUCAGGAUAUGAAAUAUGCAAUGGAGGAGCAUGAAAAAAAUCGCUUGUGUAAGAGUGCAGAUUACAUGAACCUGCAUUUCAAGGUCAAGUGGCUAUACAACGAGUACUGCAAAGACCUGCCCUUCUUUAAGAGCAGAGUGCCUGAAUAUCCUGCGUGGUUUGAGCCGUUUGUCAUCCAGUGGCUGGACGAAAAUGAGGAAGUGUCUCGGGACUUUCUGCACGGUGCUUUGGAAAGAGACAAAAAAGAUGGGUUCCAGGUCACAUCAGAACAUGCUCUGUUCUCCUGUUCGGUGGUGGACGUGUUCUCCCAGCUCAACCAGAGCUUUGAGAUCAUUAGGAAGCUUGAGUGUCCAGAUCCACAGAUUGUAGGACACUACAUGAAGCGAUUUGCUAAGACCAUUAGCAAUGUACUUCUGUCCUAUGCUGACAUCAUCUCCAAGUUGUUUGCCAACUAUGUCACCAUGGAGAAAGUGCCCUGCAUCCUGAUCAACAACAUCCAGCAGCUGAGAGUUCAGCUGGAGAAGAUGUUUGAAGCGAUGGGUGGAAAAGAUUUGUGUGUGGAAGCCAGCGACAUCCUAAAAGACCUGCAGGUUAAGCUCAACAAUGUCAUGGAUGAUCUCAGCAGGGUCUUUUCUGUCAGUUUCCAGCCUCAUAUUGAGGAGAAUGUGAAGCAGAUGGGAGACAUCUUGGCUCAGGUGAAGGGAACUUCAAAUGUAGGGAAUGCCAGCAGCGUGGCCCAGGAUGCUGACAAUGUCUUGCAGCCCAUCAUGGAGUUCCUGGACAGCAACCUGACUUUGUUUGCAAAGAUCUGUGAGAAGACUGUGCUGAAACGUGUGUUGAAGGAGCUGUGGAAGCUGGUGAUGAACACCAUGGAGAAGACCAUUGUGCUGCCACCGCUCACAGACCAAACGGGCACUCAGCUCAUCUUUAAUGCCGCCAAGGAGCUGGGACAGCUGUCCAAGCUGAAGGAGCACAUGGUUCGUGAGGAGGCCAAAGCGCUCACACCUAAGCAGUGCGCUGUGAUAGAGCUGGCUCUCGACACCAUCAAGCAAUACUUCCAUGCUGGUGGUGUGGGUCUGAAGAAGACUUUCCUGGAGAAAAGUCCUGACCUCCAGUCUCUCCACUACGCCCUGUCCCUCUACACACAGGCCACAGAUAAACUCAUUAAGACUUUUGUCCAGUCACAGAACGCACAAGUGUUCGGCGGGAAGGGGGUGAGGUUCACCACUAGUGAGGAUGUUUACCCAGACAAGGGCUCUGGGGUGGACGAUGCCGUAGGAGAAGUGUCCAUCCAUGUGGAGAUUUUCACUCACCCCAACACUGGAGAGCACAAGGUCACAGUGAAAGUGGUGGCUGCCAAUGACCUGAGGUGGCAGACGCAGGGAAUAUUCCGGCCAUUUGUGGAGGUCUAUAUCAUCGGCCCUCACCUCAGCGACAAGAAAAGGAAGUAUGCCACCAAGUCGAAGAACAAUAGCUGGGCUCCCAAAUACAAUGAAACCUUCACUUUCACCCUGAGCAACGAGGUGGGUCCUGAGUGCUACGAGCUGCAGGUGUGUGUGAAGGACUACUGCUUCGCCCGAGAGGACCGCACCGUGGGCAUGGCCGUCCUGCAGCUGAAAGACAUGGCCUCCAAAGGCAGCGUCGCCUGCUGGCUGCCGCUGGGUAAACGCAUCCACAUGGACGAGACGGGCCUCACCGUCCUGCGCAUCCUCUCCCAGCGCAACAACGACGACGUGGCCAAGGAGUUUGUCAAGCUCAAGUCCGACCAACGUUCCGCCGAGGAGGGCCGCAGCUAAGAGCCAAAACGACCCGUCUGAAGCUCGAUCGGAUGUCGCUACCUGCUACUGCCCUGGAGCUCUGCCCGAGCCACUGCUAGCCACUGCCCUGAUGAUCCAGUGUUGUAAAAGCACAGAUAAGACAACAGUCACCACACACCCAGUGCUGUAAAUACAUUCAUUUCAGUGGAAAAGACGCAGUGCUAAGCAAAGCAUCACUUUAAUUUUCUUCAAAAAAUCAACAGUGUCUUUGUUGUUACAGAUAUCAAGCAUCUUUCGAUGAACAGCGCAUACAGUUUAAUCACAGAGCAUACAUCUACUUUCCUCUAUCUGUAGAGGCAGGUUUUGCCAUUCCAUAACCACAGACAGGCACAUAUACAUGCACACCUCGUUUGACUAGUCAGGGUGAGAAAUAUCUUGUAGCCUUUAAUGUUUUGGCUUUCUUUCUCACUUUUUCUCUGCCUUUUUAAAUUACCUUUUUUACCCAUCCCCCCCCUCUUCCCUACAUUCCAGUCCCUCUCGUCCCUUCCCUGGCCUGCACCCGCUCAGAGAAGGGACCGCAAGUGCCAACAGAUAAUCGCUGAAAUAUGCCAAGACCGGCCCUAAGCACAACAGGACCAACUGUCCGACUGACCCACUAACAACAACUUACGGCCGCAAGGCCUCAAACAUUCCAGAUAUCGGGCUGGGGAGCACAUAUAUUGGGAACAAAGCACUAUUUAGUUAUGAUACUUUUAAUGUUUAUUUUACUUUCUUCGAAAUUAUAUUUAUAUUUGAAUAAUUCUAUCAUUAUAAAUCUAGUAUAAUAUAUGAAGGACAUAUGUAAAGUUCUACAGGAUUAUUCAGUGGAUGUGUGGUACUUCAAAGAUUGUCCUUCUCUGUCUUCAUGUCCGUCUACCCUGUAACAGAGCACACUGCCUGACACCCUCAAUGCCUUCUGUCUUGUUGACCCUCGUACAGUAUGUCUGUCUCCUAUAGAGCGACUGUAUAGAGAGAUGAAUCUGAUGAGAACAUGCCUUCAAGCACUGUGAUUCAUCAGAGUAUGUAUGUGAGAGUGUGCGUGUGAAUGUAUGAUCUGCGUUUGAGCAUGUGUGAGUGUGUUUGUAAUAUGUUCUGAUGUUGACCUCAUGUAGCUGCCCGUGUUGCCUGUUGCCUGCAAAUGUAGAUCACAGAAAGCCAUCACAAACAGAGAACAUGACACAAAAAAGGGGUGGAGAAGUUGUUGGUUAGAUUUUGGAAAGUGUUUAAUUUUGGGGAGGAUAAAACUUCUAUCUUCUGAUGGUUAUUCCAUCUUCUUUGUGUUACUCUAAACAUUCCACAACUAGACAGCGCUGAGCUGGGUGUGUGAGAGGUGCAGGAUAAAGGAAGAAACACUCACCUUCUAUUCUUUAAAAAAAAACAUCUUGCCAAAUCAAAAUGCAUGUAAGGACAUCAUAAAAACAAGUCCCUGAAAACGUAUUUUGCAAAAGCAACAUCCCGUGGGUUACAAAACCAUACACCCUGCACCCCAAGGAAAGGCGAAUUGCCAUUGAUACUGCUACCCAUGAUCCCCUAAUGAUGCAUCCGCAGGCGCUGCAACCCUGAUCCCUGAUACCGAGAAAGUCAGACCUCCACUAAAGGGCUGCAGAUCCAGACCACACCUGGUCUGGCACUGACACUUAAAAGAGGGCCUAGUCUGUUACUCUAAUCAGUGUAGAGAACGGAGAUGUCAUACAAGGAUUUAGAAGCACAGGGUCUUCGCUGCACCCAUAAUAACACACUUAAACUCUGAUCUUGUUUUGUUUGUCCCUCAUUAUUUUUUUAAUGAAAUGACAGGAAUUACACAUCAUCCUGUGGUUAGAUUAAAUAUAGAGUCAAUGUCAUGUGGAGCUGAAUUGGCCUUGGACUGUCAACAUGUCUCUUGAUGCCAUUUCUAUUUUCACUGAAUGCCAUUUUUUUUAAAGACUGAUUGUUUUAUUUGUCUAUAUGAGGUUUGUACGCUUGUUGUGAGCAAAAAAGCAUCCAGGCUAGGAAAUGAUGUUAAUGACUGGGGUCCUCAAGACUCAGAAAAACAUUUAACAACGACAGGGUGUUUUCUUUGUUUUUCUAUUGCUGCCUCUUUAUUAAGUUUCCCCUGACAAGGGCCUCUCUCACCCAAAGCACCUGAUCACAACUGAAUAAUUUACAUGGCCCUCUCUUUUGAACAAGGUGUAAGAACUGAACUCUAUGCAUCUAAUAUAUGAAAAAUCUAUGUAGAUGAGUCAUUUUAUGAAGCAGUCUUAUAAUGUUUACAUUGUGGAUUAUUAUUCUAAUUAUAUCAGCACAAGCGUUUGUCUGAUAUGUUGUAAAUGCUGUCUCUAUUGUAAUGGGCCAAAUAUCCCGGCUGUAGUAGAGCUGAUUAGGGACUGAAAUUUGUUUGUACAGCUUUUCAGCACAGAGGAAAAUAAUCGGGGGAACAGAGAGCUGGUGUUGUUGUCAUUGGGCAUUGUAAAUAGCUCGGAUGUAACAAACACACGUCAGCGUAUGUGAAGUGAAGUUUGCUGCUCUUUUGUAGACUUGAAUUUUGCUCUGGGUGACUGGGCAGUUGCGAGUGUGUGUCUGUGUGUGUGUAUGUGAGUGUGUGGUUGCCCAAUCUGGAAAUGUAGCUAUUAUUGAAGAUAUAGAUAUAGAUAUAGGGAGACUGUGUACACACUGGAGAUGAAUAACAAAUAAUUUGAACCAAUCUGAUGUUUAAUGGGCCUGAGUAACAACUAAAUAAAUAAACUGUCAGACUUUUUACACUGGCAUUAUACAUCAUCAGGCUGCAAAAGGAAACUAGUUAAAUUAAACUAAAGUGAAUCUAAGCAUGUUGUGUGCCUCUUUGGCGUGUACAAGGUCUUUUAUUCAAACAGAACAUCUGCACACUCUUCUAAUAACUUUAGAUAACAGGUAAACAACUGUCACAUAGCUGGAAAUGCCACGAAAAAAAAAUCAUUAUUUAUUGCUGUUGACAAUGAUACUUUAGUCGAGUCCUCCUCCAGAGGAUCAAGUUUGCCUGUUGGGGUAUUGGAGCUGGCAUGAGAAACAGGAAUGCACGCAGAAGUUAGAAGGAACAAAGGGUAAAAUGUAGAAGCACAACGAAAAGCACAGAGGCACAAAGCGGACAGACAUGCAUGAUCUGUCCUGUUCUGUCCAGCUAACCGGGCCACACAGAAAAGACAACCUGCACAGCGAUGCCAGUCCUGUACUUCCAGAAACGGUGCAUGAUAGGAACAAUAAAACAAAAAAAGAAAAAAAUUUAUUGUGCCAGCACGGAUAAUUAUUUGAUGUUAAUUGCCAAUUGUUGUCUUCUUUAUUUUGAUAUUUCAUUCUUGUUUUCUAUUUUUCAAAUGGUUGUGAAUAUAUAAAUAUGUAUUACUGAUGAUGUGUAGUGGUACAAAGUACUCGCAUGAGCAAUUUUUUUAUACACGAGAUGUUUAUAAUUUUUUGUUUGGUUUUUUUUGUUUUUUUAUUCUGGUUGUUCUUAUUGGGGGUCGAGGUUACUGAGACUGCAGUCUCAUUGUGUUUCUGCUUCCAAUAAAAUAUGAAAAAAAGCUUCAUUUCAGUCCUUUCUUUGUAAAACUGUACAAAGACAUAGCUGCAUUUUUUCUGACUGCAGAAUGGCCUGAUUUUAAAUUUAUCCAUUAAAAAAAUGUUAAUUCUCUCUCACCAGUUAGUUACCUGAGAUGCUAAUUUUUGACCCUGGACAGUAUACUGACGAAUCAUCUUACUUGAACUAGUUAAUGCGCCUAGAAAAUGGAAGAGAGGAAUUAAAUCAACAAAACAA
Molecule: messenger RNA, 10164 nt
Organism: Lates calcarifer (barramundi perch)
Lineage: Eukaryota; Metazoa; Chordata; Actinopteri; Centropomidae
Gene: unc13a
Product: unc-13 homolog A (C. elegans)
Biological process (GO): synaptic vesicle priming; synaptic transmission, glutamatergic; synaptic vesicle maturation
Cellular component (GO): synaptic vesicle membrane; terminal bouton; presynaptic active zone cytoplasmic component
Molecular function (GO): diacylglycerol binding; calcium ion binding; calmodulin binding
Source: RefSeq, a predicted model, not a curated record